Molecule: messenger RNA, 4632 nt
Organism: Bipolaris zeicola 26-R-13
Lineage: Eukaryota; Fungi; Ascomycota; Dothideomycetes; Pleosporales; Pleosporaceae
Exons: 8
Coding region: 1-4632 (1543 amino acids)
Biological process (GO): transmembrane transport
Cellular component (GO): membrane
Molecular function (GO): ATP hydrolysis activity; ABC-type transporter activity; ATP binding
Source: RefSeq, a predicted model, not a curated record
AUGCAGGUGCAACAACAACAGACGCCCUUUCUCCCCGCUGCACGGCUUGCGCAUGGCUACCUGACGGCCUCGAGGCUUGACCGACAGCCAUUAUGCGGUAAUCCUGAGGGUUGGGGCCCAAUCAGCCCGAUCCGAUACGACUUCACGCCGUGUUUUCUCGAUGUCUGGAUAGCUGGCGUAGCCGUGUUUGGUGUUUUGGGAGGAGCCGGCGCGUUAUGGUAUCUAUAUAGGCAUUGCUCACCGCAACCGGUGAAGCGCAACUGGCACUUUUACGCGAAAUUGACGACUAUUGGAGCUCUUAUUGGCACAACCGCUACUCAGGCAGCCCUUCAGAUCGAAUACUACAAACACGUCUGGGCAGGCGACUUUCGCUUCUGGACCACCGUCCUGACCAUUCUCUCCCUCAUUGUCAUCUUCCACAUCCAACAUAUCGAACAUUGGAGAUCGCGCAAUCCAAACGGUGUCGUGCUUUUCUACUGGCUUCUCCUCCUCAUCGCUUACGCCGUCAAGCUCCGCUCGCUCAUUUCGCAACAAAUCCACCGCGAACAUGUGGCAUACUUUGCAGUCUUCUGCACUAGUGUUGGACUGGCGGCCCUCUCCUUUGUCCUGGAAUGGCUGGUGCCGAAGCGCAUGAGCGAUUAUGAUAUGCUCGGGGAUGAGGAUGAAUGUCCAUACGAAUACGCCGACAUCUUCUCGGUCUUGACCUUUGGUUGGAUGACACCGCUGAUGAAGAGGGGUUACCAGACUUUCCUUACUCAGGAUGAUCUGUGGAAUCUGCGAAAGCGCGACUCGACUCGGCACACUGCAUCCACCUUUGAAAAGGCCUGGGAGUACGAGAUGUCCAAGAAGCACCCAUCGCUCUGGAUUGCCCUGUUCCGUUCUUUCGGUGGUCCAUACUUCCGAGGAGCCCUCAUCAAGACUAUAAGUGACGUUUUGAACUUUGUUCAGCCCCAGCUACUCAGGCUGCUCAUUACCUUUGUGGCCUCAUACCGCACUGAAAAUCCCCAGCCUGUCAUUCGUGGUGCUGCUAUUGCGAUUGCCAUGUUCGCUGUGUCAGUCUCACAGACAGCCUGUCUCCAUCAAUACUUCCAACGCGCGUUCGAAACUGGCAUGCGCAUCAAGUCCUCUCUUACUGCUGCCAUCUACGCAAAGUCGACCCGUCUGUCCAACGAAGGCCGAGCGGCGAAGUCUACUGGAGACAUCGUCAACUAUAUGGCUGUGGACACACAGCGUCUUCAGGAUCUCGCGCAGUACGGUCAGCAGCUAUGGUCUGCUCCCUUCCAGAUUGUGUUGUGCAUGCUCUCGCUAUAUCAGUUGCUUGGUGUAAGCUGCUUCGCAGGAGUGGCUGCCAUGUUCGUCAUGAUUCCCGUCAACGGAGUAAUCGCACGAUGGAUGAAGACAUUGCAGAAAGAGCAAAUGAAGAACAAGGAUUCGCGUACGAAGCUGAUUUCGGAGAUUCUCAACAACAUGAAGUCUAUCAAGCUCUACGCCUGGACUACCGCCUUCGCUAGCCGGUUGAACACCAUCCGAAACGACCAAGAACUCAAGACCCUCCGUAAGAUUGGCGCCACUCAGGCCUUCUCGACCUUCACGUGGUCUACUACUCCCUUCCUCGUGUCUUGCUCCACCUUCGGUGUUUUUGUCCUCACGCAAAACCGUGCCCUGACAACCGAUAUUGUAUUCCCUGCGCUUACACUCUUCAACCUUCUUACCUUCCCGUUGGCUAUUCUCCCCAUGGUCAUUACCGCCAUUGUCGAGGCUAGCGUUGCGGUGAGUCGUAUUACUGGCUUUUUGACUGCCGACGAGUUACAAGAGGAUGCCGUUAUCCGCGAGGAUGCAGUGACUGAGUUGGGAGAUGAGUCGGUCCGCAUUCGUGAUGCUAGCUUCACUUGGGACAAGAACGCUGAACGCCGGACUUUGCAUGACAUCAACUUUGCUGCGCACAAGGGCGAGCUCACGUGCAUUGUUGGUCGCGUUGGUGCGGGCAAGUCUUCGCUUCUCCAAGCCGUACUUGGUGAUUUGUGGAAGAUUCAUGGAGAGGUUGUGCUAAGGGGAAAGACAGCCUAUGUACCUCAGUCGGCUUGGGUCAUGAAUGCGUCUGUCAGAGAGAACAUUGUCUUCGGUCACCGUUGGGAUCCUCAAUUCUACGAGAAGACUGUUAACGCUUGUGCCUUACGCGAUGACUUUGCAUCUCUGCCUGAUGGCGACCAGACCGAAGUUGGCGAACGCGGUAUUUCCUUGUCCGGCGGACAAAAGGCUCGUCUCACCUUGGCUCGUGCUGUUUAUGCCCGCGCAGAUAUCUACUUGCUUGACGAUUGUCUAUCGGCCGUCGAUCAACAUGUAGCAAGACAUCUCAUCAACAACGUGCUCGGACCUAAAGGGUUGCUCGCAGGGAAGACUAGAAUUCUCGCGACCAACUCCAUCCCCGUACUUAUGGAAGCUGAAAUGAUCUUGCUGUUGCGUGAGGGUAGAAUUCUUGAGAGGGGUAGCUACGGUCAACUGAUGGCAAUGAAGGGUGAAAUUGCCCAACUAAUCAAGACAUCCCAGAACGAAGACCAAGGAGAAGAUGAUAGCACCCGUAUGUCAGAUAGCAUCAUGAGCGACGCCGAGAGCACCGUGUAUGGUGGUACUCCCCCUGGUGAGGACGACGAGGAAGAUCAAGCCGAAGCCGAAGCAGCUCAAGAAGGCGGUGCGCAUCUUGCUCCUUUGAGAGUCGGAGGUGGCACAGCCCGCAAGUCAAGCUUCAACACCCUCCGUCGUGCCAGUACUGCAAGCUUCAAGGGACCUCGUGGUAAGGUUACUGAUGAAGAGGGUGCGCCGUUGAAGAGCAAGCAAACAAAGGAAUUCCAGGAGCAAGGCAAAGUCAAAUGGUCCGUUUAUGGCGAGUACGCAAAGACGAGUAAUCUUGUAGCUGUCGGUAUCUAUCUGAUGCUCCUUCUUGGGGCCCAGACCACUUCCAUUGGUGCAAACGUGUGGCUCAAGCAUUGGUCAGAUGUCAAUCAGCGGUAUGGUGGAAACCCUGAUGUGGGACGAUAUAUCGGCAUCUACUUCUCGUUUGGUGUAGGGUCAGCUGCACUCGUGGUAGUACAGACCCUCAUUUUAUGGAUCUUCUGCUCGAUUGAGGCUAGUCGUAAGCUACAUGAGCGGAUGGCUUUCGCGAUAUUCCGCUCGCCGAUGAGCUUUUUCGAGACAACGCCUGCAGGACGCAUCCUUAACCGCUUCUCAAGUGACAUAUACAGAGUAGACGAGGUGCUAGCCCGAACGUUCAACAUGCUCUUCGUUAAUUCUGCCCGAGCCGGGUUUACCCUUGUUGUUAUCUCAUGGUCAACACCAGCCUUCGUGGCUCUGAUUUUGCCUCUUGGAGCGCUUUAUCUCUACAUUCAGCGAUAUUACCUACGCACAUCCCGCGAGUUGAAGCGACUUGACAGUGUCAGCCGAAGCCCGAUUUAUGCACACUUCCAAGAGAGCUUGAGUGGCAUGAGUACGAUCCGCGCCUACGGCCAGCAGAAGCGUUUCGAGAUGGAGAAUGAAUGGCGUGUCGACGCUAAUCUACGCGCAUACUACCCUUCCAUCAGUGCCAAUCGAUGGCUUGCAGUUCGCCUGGAGUUUCUUGGUUCGGUUAUCAUCCUGGCUGCUGCGGGUUUCGCCAUUAUUUCCGUCUCGAGCCACAGCGGACUUGACGCUGGUUGGGUCGGUCUGGCCAUGUCCUAUGCGCUCCAGAUUACACAAAGUCUCAACUGGAUCGUCCGGCAGACCGUUGAGGUGGAGACCAACAUUGUCUCUGUGGAACGUGUGCUUGAAUAUGCCGCAUUGCCCAGCGAAGCGCCCGAAAUUAUCUCCAAGAAUAGACCACCAAUCAGCUGGCCAGCACAAGGCGCUGUUGCUUUCAACAACUACAGCACUAGGUACCGACCUGGUCUAGAUCUUGUGCUGAAGAAUGUCAACCUCUCCAUCAAGCCAAAGGAAAAGAUUGGUGUUGUUGGGCGUACUGGCGCUGGCAAGAGUUCACUUACCCUUGCGCUGUUCCGUAUCAUUGAACCCACAGAGGGCUUCGUAAGCAUUGACAAUCUCAACACAAGCACCAUUGGACUCUUGGAUCUUCGUCGACGUUUGGCUAUCAUCCCUCAAGAUGCCGCGCUCUUUGAAGGCACUGUACGCGAUAACCUGGACCCUGGGCAUGUACACGAUGAUACCGAGCUUUGGAGCGUCCUAGAACAUGCCCGCCUUAAGGACCACAUUGCCUCGAUGCCCGGUAAGCUGGACGCCACCGUCAACGAAGGCGGUUCCAACUUCUCUGCCGGCCAACGCCAACUCGUCUCGCUCGCCCGUGCACUGCUCACCCCCACUAACAUCCUCGUCCUCGAUGAAGCAACCGCCGCCGUCGAUGUCGAAACAGACGCCAUGCUCCAAAGCACCCUCCGCGCCCCUAUGUUUAGCAACCGCACCAUCAUCACCAUUGCGCACCGUAUCAACACUAUUCUUGACAGCGACCGCAUUAUCGUACUUGAUAAGGGUGAAGUUAAGGAAUUUGAUUCCCCUGCUGAACUUGUGAAGAGUAAGGGAUUGUUCUACGAACUUGUUAAGGAGGCGGGGCUGCUUAAUGCGCUGGAUAUUUCACAGGCUUCGCUGUAA